Messenger RNA from Candida tropicalis MYA-3404, 1608 nucleotides. RefSeq names its product U4/U6-U5 snRNP complex subunit. Gene Ontology annotation, biological process: mRNA splicing, via spliceosome; spliceosomal tri-snRNP complex assembly. The transcript has a single exon. The record is from RefSeq and is a predicted model, not a curated record. NCBI's taxonomy places the organism in Eukaryota, Fungi, Ascomycota, Pichiomycetes, Serinales, Debaryomycetaceae. The coding region runs from base 1 to 1608 and encodes 535 amino acids. Gene Ontology annotation, cellular component: precatalytic spliceosome; U4/U6 x U5 tri-snRNP complex; U4 snRNP.
AUGACAGAUUAUGAAGCAGAAUUAUUAGCUGAUUUAGAUAGUUCAGAUGAUGAAGUUAUUGAAACUAAUGACAAUCAAGAAGAAGAGGUAGAAAAAAUUAACAACAAUGAUAAUCAACUUGCAUUUCAUGAGAAAUUGCAAAAGUUAAUCCAAUCUAAUGCCACAACUGAUUCUUUCCAAUCAAUUAUGGGUCAACAAAACAUUGAAACCAUUAGUGAUUUGACUAGUUUAUUAAAGAUAAGACCAUUGAUUCCUGAAUUGAAACAAAAAAUAGUUCAAUAUUCUAAUGAAGAAGAGACUGAUUACUUGGAAUUGUUAUCAUCAAUAGAUGAUGGUAUGGAUCAAUCAGAAGAAUAUAAAUUCAUAAUACUUAUCAAUGAAUUAUCUACAAUCAUCAAUAAUGAAAUUCUUGUGUUUUAUUCUUUGGUUAAGAUGCAAUAUAAAGAAGUGUUUCCAGAACUAGAAUCCUUAAUUCCCAACGCAAUAGACUAUGUUCGUAUAAUAAGCAUAAUCAAGCAGGAUUUACCAAAUAUCAAAUCCUAUGAACAAGAAAUGAAAUCUAUUGUUAGUAAUGAAAAAGUAUUGGUUAUAAUUAUGGCAGGUCUACAGCAAGUGCAAAAUCAGACCAUGUUAGAUACUGAAGAAAUCACAAAAAUCCUAUCUUGUAUCACUUUGAUUCUAGAAUUGAAUGAAAUCUUACAAGAAUUGUCAGAGUUUAUAUCAAACAAGCUAUCCAAAUUUGCUCCCAAUAUAUCAGCUAUAAUUGGUCCAAUAACAACAUCACAAUUGUUAAUUGCAACAGGAUCGUUGAAACAAUUGGCAUUAACACCUUCUUGUAAUGUGGCAUCAUUGGGUGUAAGAGAUUUAUCUACUACUACCAAGACCAAAUCAAGAAAUAUUCAACAAACGGGUUAUGUUUAUCAUAGUGAGUUAGUGAAAUAUUUACCUCCAGAUAUUAUUCGUUCAGUAAUGAGAAUCAUCAGUGGGAAAAUAAUUCUUGCAGCACGUAUAGACUUGUCUAAAUCAAGUCCCGAUGGUGAAUUGGGUAAGAAAUAUCUUGAAGAAAUUAAAGGCAAAAUAGAUAAAUUAUUAACCCCUCCAGAACAAACUCCUGAUAAAGCGUUACCUGCUCCAGUUGAACAAAAAUCUAAAAAGAGAGGAGGUCGAAAAGUAAGGAAGUAUAAAGAACGAUUCCAAAUGUCUGAUUUGCGUAAAGCGCAGAAUAAAAUGGAGUUUGGUAAACAAGAAGAGACGAUAAUGGACGGAUUUGGUGAGGAGAUUGGAUUAGGUAUGACUGGUAAUAGUAGUAGUUCAGGAAGAAUUGGACAAUUGCAAGUUAACUCCAAAACAAAUGCCAAAAUGUCUAAAGGGAUGAUCAAAAAGUUGCAAACUCAACAGAAGCAAGAAGAAGAAAAAUUGAAAAACCCGAAAACUAUUUUUGAUGAAGAUUUGGAUAGUUUAAUCCUUACAAAGCCCAAAUCAACCCCUAACAAACUUCAAUUAAACAAUGGUAAUCCAAUUAAAAGUAAAUGGUUAGGAGGGUUAAACAAAAGAAAGAUACCAGACGAUGUAAAUGGGGAAGUCAAUAAAAAACAAAAGUUGGAAUGA